Molecule: messenger RNA, 1127 nt
Organism: Pundamilia nyererei
Lineage: Eukaryota; Metazoa; Chordata; Actinopteri; Cichliformes; Cichlidae
Gene: figla
Product: folliculogenesis specific bHLH transcription factor
Exons: 6
Coding region: 155-748 (197 amino acids)
Biological process (GO): developmental process; regulation of transcription by RNA polymerase II
Molecular function (GO): protein dimerization activity; RNA polymerase II transcription regulatory region sequence-specific DNA binding; DNA-binding transcription factor activity, RNA polymerase II-specific
Source: RefSeq, a predicted model, not a curated record
GGCACAACACCUGACUCUAAUUAAAACCCUCCUGACGCAGGUGUGAUUCUCCGCCACGCCAGAGGCCUCUCGCUGUUCUCUUUUACAUGGCGCCACGAUAAAGAAUUAAAUCGACCAGGUGGUAGCUUAUUUUUAUCAAACGGUACUCGUUAAAAUGAAGGUACCGGAGGAGGAAUCCAUGAGUGACAUUUUGAAGCGGCUGACGGGCGAGUCCGCGCUCCCUGUCUACUGCAACAUCGAGAAGUUCAAACGAGGACGGGACAAUUUAUACUUCGUGGCCGAGGACUUCAGCCAAACUGUGAAAAAACGAGAGUUGGUCAACGCCAAGGAACGAAUGAGAAUCAGGAACUUGAAUACCAUGUUCUCUCGCUUGAAAAGGAUGGUGCCACUGAUGCGACCAGACCGAAAGCCCAGCAAAGUGGACACACUCAAAGCUGCCACAGAAUACAUUCGACUGCUGCUUGCAGUUUUGCAGGAAACUGAAAGUGAUGAUGGCAGUGGGACUGAUUUCUUAAAGAAUGCAAUCGCCUACAGUCAGACUGAAGGCCUUGGUAGUGACUUUUGGCGAGUGGAUGAUUUGCUGAGCAUGUCAGAGGAACAAAUUGAUGAUGGAUUCAUUUUACCCCCUGAACCGGUGACAGACGAUGGAGAGAUGACUAGACUGAUGUUGCAGCACUGUGUGAUGCCAACAUACCAGUUCAUCAUCCAAGUAGCUCCUGAUCAGCCUGCGAUGUCUCAACCUUGCUAAGCAGUGUUUACAGCAGCUGAUGUGGCCUGAUAUUGGACACCUGCCAGGGUCCUGUUGCUUUGAAGAAAAGGAUUGUUUUGAAGAAAGCAGACUUUCAUUUGUGGUGUUUUAACCUUUUGGGGGUUUUUUUGUUGUUGAAGUAAAUGUUUUGAUUCUCAUUUUACAGAUUGUAUCCUUGGCAGCCUUAAAAUGUAAAAGGAAUUUUGUUUUUGUAAUUUCACUUAUGAAAUUGUUUUCUGUGUAGGCCUAUUAGAAGCCUGUUAUAUACAACACUUGUUGUAAGAGUCAUGUAAAUGUUAAACUCGUGUUAGUGUUCAAGAAGGUUUUCUUUGGGGGGAAAGACUUGUGCUGAUUAACAGAAUGAAUUUGUCACACUGCU